AUGACUCCAGCUGAAGCAAGCGAUAAAAAGAAUGAAAAUAAAAUUUGGUUUAAUCUAAAUGGUAAAGUAAAAUCAAAUCCUAUUCAACCUAAGUUUUCAAUAGGUGAUAAAUAUAAAUAUGAAAAAUGUGCAAUUAGUUCUGCUGCUAGAUAUGGUCACCUUGAAGUAGUAAAAUAUUUACAUGAAUUAGGAUAUAAAGGGUAUAAAGGUACAGAAGAAGCAAUAGAUAAAGCUGCUAGAAAUGGUCAUCUUGAAGUAGUAAAAUAUUUACAUGAAUUAGGUUAUAAAUGUUCAACAGAUGCAAUUAAUUGCGCUGCAGAAAAUGGUCACCUUGAAGUAGUAAAAUAUUUACAUGAAUUAGGAUAUAAAGGUGAUAAAUUAGCAAUUAGUUAUGCUGCAGAAAAUGGACACUUUGAAGUAGUAAAAUAUUUACAUGAAUUAGGGUAUAAAUGUGACAAAUGGACAAUUGAAUGUGUUGUGAGAAAUGGGUAUAAAUGUGACAAAUGGACAAUUAAUUCUGCUGCUAGAAAUGGUCACCUUGAAGUAGUAAAGUAUUUACAUGAAUUAGGAUAUAAAGGUGAUGAAUGGACAAUUUAUAUUGCUAUAGAAAAUGAUCACCUUGAAGUAGUAAAAUAUUUACAAUCUAUUGGAUAUAAAUUAGAAAAGUCACGUGACCUGUGA
Molecule: messenger RNA, 681 nt
Organism: Hydra vulgaris (swiftwater hydra)
Lineage: Eukaryota; Metazoa; Cnidaria; Hydrozoa; Anthoathecata; Hydridae
Source: RefSeq, a predicted model, not a curated record